AUGUACAACCACUCCGACAUCCUCUUCCAUAGACCUCCACCUCUGUGUCCUCCUCGCAGGCGAAAUACAAGUCAAACCUUCGUCUCCCUGGAUGACCCUCCGUUCUGCGCCGUCAAGCACCCACCGCCAUUGCCGCCAUUGCCUGACCAUUGGGAAUGUGAAUUUGGCUACCCCAAGCCGUGGGACAGGGCUGCAACUCUCGCAUUCCGAAUGGCAGUCUUGAUAAGCUUUGGACACGACAACCUUGACAGUGUCUGGGAGAUCUGCCAUUCGGAAGAAAAGUGGGCACAUGACAAAGACCGCCUCGCCCAACGUACCACUACCACUACCGUCGUCGCCGGCCUCCUGGUUGGUGCGACGGCCGCGUUGAUUAGAACCACUCCGCCGGUGGAGGAGUUACUGAACUACACGCGACGUGGACCGUAUUUGCUCCUCCUCUUGUCCUUCGGUAUCACGCUCGGCUCGCUGAUUGUCGGUUCGGGCAUGAUCUUCAUCACUCUGAAGUGUGAUCCUGUUUGGUUCUGCAGCACACUCAUGGCGACUCGAUCAAAGGUUCUCUGUACAUUUGUGUUGAUCGCGUAUCCAUUUGUUACGGUAGGCAUCGCUACAGCCCUGGCUGCGUUAGGAUUCGUCGUUGCCUCGCUCCAAUCUAACGAUCUUGUGAUGAAUAUUGGGAGCAUAAUACUCUUGAUGUUGCCUAUAUGCCUUCUUUUUGUCUUUGCGUGGACUCAGCUUCCUCUUUUAUCUUUGUAG
Messenger RNA from Pleurotus ostreatus (oyster mushroom), 753 nucleotides. RefSeq lists its product as uncharacterized. The transcript has 5 exons. The coding region runs from base 1 to 753 and encodes 250 amino acids. The record is from RefSeq and is a predicted model, not a curated record. NCBI's taxonomy places the organism in Eukaryota, Fungi, Basidiomycota, Agaricomycetes, Agaricales, Pleurotaceae.